This is a messenger RNA of Adineta steineri, 933 nucleotides long. The record is from the annotation of a GenBank genome assembly. Lineage: Eukaryota; Metazoa; Rotifera; Eurotatoria; Adinetida; Adinetidae.
AUGGGAACUAUUGUUAAUAAUCAAUGUCAGACACAAAUGAAAGUACAAAAUGAAUUGAAAUCUCGUUCGUUAACCUUCAUAGAUCCAUAUGGAAACCGAACAACAAAGAAAUAUAUGGAUCAUCAAUCAAUUAGUAAAAUAAUUCGAGAUUAUAAGAAAAAGUAUGUUCCUAAAUAUCUUCAACAAUGGAUACGAAUUGGUACUCAAAAUGAUGACAUUAUUUCACCACUGAACGAAUAUGAAUUGAAUUUUACUGUAUCUGAAUAUGAAAAUGGUCAAGAAUUUAUUUCAUAUGGUCAAAUAUCUGUAUUCGUUGGAAAAUAUGAAGAUUUUCAGCCUCAAAGAAUAGUUGUAAAUAUGCUGUUAAUGGAUAAUAUUGAUAAAAUGAAAACGAGAAUAAAACAACAACGACCGUUUCAUGAUUUUGAAUUAAGAUCAUGUAUUAUAGAUCCAAAUAUAGAACCAAACAUAACAAACUGGAGCGAAGGUACUCUUUUAAACCAAAAUCAUUCGCAAGAAAGUAUUCCUUAUGAUCAACAACGUCUUAUAUUUGGUGGAAUGCAAUUAGAAGAUGAAGAAAGCCUUUCAGAUUAUGAUACACCAGAUGAAGGUACAAUUCAUUUAGUGAUAAAAUUACGAGGUGGAAUGUAUCAUUUUACAAGUCGUCGACAAGAUUUUAGCAAUUUACCUUACGAUAGUAUGAAUGCUAUUCAAAAUGUUCUAACAUUCAGGCUUGAAGAUAUGACUGAUACUCAACAAUUAUCACCAUCUGAAUUACAAAAUUCUAUUUUACAAGCACAAACGAUUCUGUCUACUUUAUAUAGUCAUAUUAAAGGAGUCUCUAUCUCUAAUGAUAUUCCAGAUUUGAAGAAUAUUAUUUUACCAAUAUCCAAUAAUAAAGACGAUAAUAGUAAUGAUGAUGAUGGAAAAUAA